Molecule: messenger RNA, 7106 nt
Organism: Haliotis rufescens (red abalone)
Lineage: Eukaryota; Metazoa; Mollusca; Gastropoda; Lepetellida; Haliotidae
Product: ras and EF-hand domain-containing protein-like
Exons: 17
Coding region: 1608-3887 (759 amino acids)
Molecular function (GO): GTPase activity; GTP binding; calcium ion binding
Source: RefSeq, a predicted model, not a curated record
GUUGCCAUCGUAUUGGAAUUUUAACAUCACUACAAUAGAACUGGCAAACCUGAAACACCAUCUCGAGUAUAUGUCAAUUUUAUAGGUAUCCGUUCCUUCAUAUUGUUGUGGCGUGGCUCUUGUUGUGAGAUGUCACCCUGGCAGUCACAAGACGUGGACAUACCUCUGGAUGUACACCCGGAUCUAAACCAGAAAUAGUCGUUGUUCUACUUACCUUCUGCAUCAACGGCAGCCGAUGCUACUAGCCGGAACAUGCAUUUAUGAGUCGUUCUGUGCCAGGAAUAUUAACACACGGAAUGAAUAUCUCCUUCAGCAAGAUUUCACGGAAUAAUUUUCAAGGAGAACUUUGUACAGUGUACCAUUUUGCAACCCUGCGUUAUCUAGUCUUAUCUCCUGGGGUCAUUAACAGUUAAUUAUAGAUAUGUCUGCAAGACAUGUGAUUCUAGGACGUUUGUGGGAGCGUCUAAAUCAUUAGGAAAACAUUGGUGAUAAUAUGUGGACGAUCACCAUCCUCGUUAAAAGGACUUGUGAACUGACGAAACAAACCAGGGUGUCGGAUGAACUGCCAUUCGGAACAAUAGCCACUUCGCAUUGUCCUGUGAGCAAAACUUUCUUCGUCGCGGGAGUCUGACUGUCAAUGAAGAUAGAGCUGUGACGCUGAGGCGCACACAAAGCCGCACAACAAGGUGUUGACAUUGGGACUGUUACGUCGUUAGUGAACCGUGUCGGUAUGAGCUUGUGUCUCUGAUUGGGGAUUGAAGGACAGAUUAGAGGGUUUAAACAUCAGCUAUCGGCCUCGCCUCGCAUCUUUACACAGCCUCCUGACGGGACCUGUUGCAGUAACCGGUGACCUGAAGCUUGUCGGAUGUGGCGUUACGUGCCCAUGUAGACAUUCACAUGUUUCCUGAGUUCACUCAUACUGGAAGAAACAGGACUUGUCGACAAGAAGGGAAAGGAAACAAACGGGAACAAGUUGAAAGCGACAGGGAAUAAUCGCGAGUGACGGACCAUUUGGAACAUACAGAACGGACCCCUUGUCAUACACAAGCUCAGCAUUUGGUUUAACGGUUGAACUCGGUUUGUUAUAACCGUACAUCCACGUGCUGUGUUAUAACUCAGAUUUAUAACUUACAGUCUGUGUUGUGUUAUUAAGAAAAGAGACUGAACGAGCCAUAAAAAUUAUGGACGUUCACAAGUGGUGUCGUCUGUCUACAGUGUUUGCCUUCAAGGUGUAAGCUAUUCUCGUUCGACCUGACCUCGAUCUUGAGUCAGACUUCGAGAGUUUUUGAUAGAAUACAGUCAAGCUGAAUCGUGCCCUUGUCAAUAGACAUACUGAAGAACUGUUUGCUGUCUGUUAAAUCGAUCUCAUGAACGAUUUUUGACCUUCAUUCACGGGUGUGCACGGCAACAACGUCGCUAGCUUGGAGAUAUUGCAUAUUGUGUAGAUAUUAAUUUGGGACAAAACUCUUGUAUUAAUUUCACCAGACCGGCCUUGGCUUAACAUGGCAGAUAGUAACUAAAUCUGGAGUUUACUUUUUCAAGCGGAAUGACACACACGAGGCUGAGGGAAGCAGACAACAGCCGUUUGAAUGACCUGAUCUUCUGGGAUGGCACAUGAGCCAGUCUCGCCGGAAAUAAAUAAGUUGUGUGGUGCUUUGAACCUUCACGAUCUGAACCAAUCCAUUACAAAGGAACAACUAGCAGACAUCUCCCAAGUAUUGCGUCUUUCGUCGGACGAACUGGACAUCAUAUUCGACGCCUUGGACCACGAUAACAAAGGGCAUAUAACUCUAGAGGACUUGAGAUUUGAAAUAGCGGACAAUAAAAGUUCGACCCCCACAAAAAGGCGCAUAUCACAAGGACAUACAAAUUGGACGGACAACAGGGCAUACAUAAACCUAUCCCCGGAGGAUCUUGAUGUGGGUGUCUUCUCGGAGACUAGCCAGGAGCAGGUGAUCGAGUUGUACCAGACGCUGCACGCCAGCGAGAACCCGGAGUUGCUGACUCAGUUCGAGAACAUCAUCCUGGGGGUCAUCAAGGACAUCCGGGUAUACCAGCAGGAGAAUGACAGGCUGGAGAAGACCUUCAAGAGGGAGAAGGAACAGCACGAGCGCCACCUGCGGAGUCUCGAGGACGAGAUGGAUGUCCACACACAGAAAGUGGAAGAACGCGUCAAAAAGGCGGAGAUGGAGAGAUCCGACCAGGAGAAGGCAGAGAUGAAGCAGCUGAUGGAUGCUGAGAUAGCCAUGCUGCAGCAGAAUCUCAAGAGGAUGCAGAGCGAGGGUAUCGACAGGGUUGGCCGGGAGACGGAGGAGUACAUGUGCAGUCUGAAGACACGUGUGGAGGAGUAUCAGCUGGAGAACAGACAACUGAGGAGCGAGCUGACAGACACGCAGACAAACCUGGCGCUGGUCAAGGGGGAGCUGGUCUCUACCAAACAGCAGUUCCACGAGAAGAGCCGGGAGUUGGAAGUAGAGAGGACGACAGUGAUGGAUUGCAUUCGAGAACAAGACAACCUCACACGUCAACUUCACAUAUUACACGAGACCAACCAGAAACUUCUCGACGCAAACGACAACCUGCGAGAAUCACUGGAAACGUCUCAAAAUAAACUGACGUGCCAUAAACGAACACUGUCCAAUGAUUCUGCGGCCAGUGGACGCAGCACUUCGCCCCGACCCCCCAGGAAAGGCUCAGUGAUGAGCGACUAUUUCGAAACCGCCGGCCCUCAAUAUCACCGAACUGCCAGUGUCAACUCCUCGCUGGCCGAGGAGAUCUGUGAAUCGGAACUCAAUAUGAUGCAGGUGUCGUCGGUGUCGCCCUUACGACGACUUCGUCACUUGGAGAGCUGUGAAGACGAUGAAAUGGUCGUGGGCUUUUCAGACAGUGGUCAUUCCACCAUGCGGGACUACAACGAGCCGGACACCGAGUCGGAAUGCCUGAGCUACGAGAGCGAUGCCCGUUCACUCCCCCGGCGGCCGAAGCGGUUAAAGCCAGGCAAUAUGCUGGAGGAGGAGGAGUUCGACUCCCACGACGAGAUGGAAACAGAUGCAGAGACCGCCAUGGAAAGGUCAGAGGCCGAACUCUUUAGGACCAUGCAGAGUAAACGCCUCAGCUCCUCCGGAAGUCGAGGGUCACGUGGCAGUCUCCGAUCUUUGCCGACCAAUGACACGGGAAAUAACCGAUCUCCGAAAGGAAAUCGUGGAUCCACAAGACGACAUAUGCUGACAUCUCCCGAACAGGUACUAAGCGUUAAGGUAUCGAAGGAACCAGAGAGGAUGUACAAGGUCGUCCUUGCCGGAGAUGCUGCGGUCGGCAAGUCCAGCUUCAUCAUGAGGCUGUGCAAGGGCAAGUUCGUCAACAACCUCAGCUCCACACUAGGUGUGGACUUUCAGACCAAGGUGAUUGAAGUUGACGGCCGCACCAUCGCUCUUCAGCUCUGGGACACAGCUGGACAGGAGAGGUUUCGGAGUAUCGCCAAGUCCUACUUCCGGCGUGCCGACGGCGUUCUGCUGCUGUACGACUGCACCUACGAGCGUUCCUUCCUCAACGUCCGCGACUGGGUGGAAGCUGUGGAGGUUUGUAGACAAGAUGGCGCUAUGAAGAAGAUCCCUAUCAUGUUCUGUGCCAACAAGACUGACAUCAGGGACGAGAUGCAGCAACAGGGCCGACGAGUUGUCCGGUUUGAAGACGGGUCAAGGCUCUCAAGGGAAUAUGAAGGAUUGUUUAUCGAGACAAGUGCUAAGGACGGAUCAAAUAUACAAGAGGCAGUCAUAGAACUAACUAGAUUACUGCGCACGAAUGAGGACAUAGAGGUGAAGAACGUGGGCAUGCAGCUACAGGACAUGAAGAUGGUGAAGAAAAGCACCUCCUGCUGCAGCCGAUAAGGCGGAAAGACACACAGACAGACGGACGUUUAGUGCAAUGUGGGAUGUCGUAAUUCCAGGCAUAUAUCUGUUACAUCCAAUUCGAAACUGUUCAUGUGACAGUAUGUGGACACAGUGUAAAUAUAGAAUAUUAUUUUCUUAUAAUUGCAUUAAGAAGACACCGAAAGUGAAAUGCCGUUAAUCGGGAUAUGUUGUUUCCGGACAAUACUGUUACAUAGACAAGGAGAUGUUGUCACAAUCCUGAUUCGUUAAAGGAAGCCACCGAGCGAUACAAGAAGGCUGGAAGACCUAAAGUAACACGUGACCAACGUACGUCAGGAAUGUCUUUUCUGCACACGACACCAGCGUUAGGUCUGGUUUAGAAAAAAACAACAAAAACAGCGAAGAUAAAAAUAGGAAGAUAACGGUAACUACGUUUUGUGUUCAGCCAAGCUUAAAAUGACCGCUCGGUGGGUGUCUUUUAUCUGAAAGUUUUAUCAUCGGGACGAUUUCACUGGUAACGGGAUUGUAUUGUAUAUACCCGCUUACUAUGAGGUCAGUGGGACAUUCAAGAAAUAUAUGCAAGCACGUCUAAUCCAAUAAUAUAUGCCAAUUAUAAGACACACGUAUCCAAUUCACAUGCUUUAAUAUCCCCCAGUCAUGCUUAUACUGGCUUUAUUUGAGUGCUUCCAUAUUACAUAUGACUAGACACAUACCUUUGUACCUUGUAUAGUGUUAUUAAUGUACAUAGUUGUUAUUUGUCUCACAGAUUAUCAAUUUCUGCUUAGAUUUGCAAAAUAUAAUGCAUAAUUCAAUUUUACUGACAUGUAUGAUCCACAGUUUCUCGUGACCUAUGUAUGAAUAUGAUUUAAUUUGUUCAUCAAUUUAGUUUUCUUGCGAAGGGACGAAGGGAGAGGGGGUGCGGUGGGGUUGGGCGUGAGAUUGGGAGUUGGGGGAGGUCAUAAAUGGGGGUGGGGGGUGGGGAAGAGAAUAUGAUACAGUCCUAAGGCCAAUCUCACCGCCCCCUCACCUAUAAUAAAACCCACUUCCCCAGUCCAGUUUUCCGAUAUUUGCUUAUAUUCGGUGUUAUUAAACUUAACUUAUAUCUUGAUAAAGUUCCAAAUUUAUCUCAGUCGGCGUUGGUCUCCACAUCUAUAUAUGUAAAUACUUUAGAUAUGUUUUGAUACUGAAGAUUUACCUGAUAUUUAUAUUUAUAGUUUUCACUAUAGUUUUAGGAGUAAUUACUAUCAUUCUAUUUUGUACGUGAUCUUGUAAUUAGCGGGACAAUAUCGACCAUGUUUAACGGAUCAUAACGAAUCUCAGUGUCCAUGAUGGAUCUCACGACUUCCACUGUGGCGUGAAGCGUACUGUUUUACAGAGGAAAUACGGCCCAGGUAUUCAUAUUCCUUUCCGGCUAACUCAGUUUUUCCUAUCCAUAUAUAGGUUUAUUAAUAGCCUUAUGUCCCUUGAAAUAAAUACGCAAUUGUAGGUUUGUAUUGAUUAACUAAAGCUUAUUGACAAAGCAUCAACAUAUUGGUUCGUUACCAAUACGAUCUGGCUGGCCACUGAUCUGAUUUCUGUUAGCUGUGAUAGCCUUUACACAGUCAUCUAGACUGUACACAGUCGCCUGACUGUGGAGUUAUUCAAUUAGUUCAUAAUAACCUGCGUUCCUAUUAUUUGCAUGAGGUAUUACCUUUUUAAUGUAUUUGGGAAUAAUUGUGAAACGAGGGGAUUCCAAAUGUCGAUUUUGUCAAUUUAUUAAAAUUUAUGUUUAAUUAUGAAUUGAAUGGACAACAUGCUGAUAGUCGGUUCAGUAAUUUGUAUCAUUUUGAUCAAUGAGAGUAGGAAGAAGUAAACAUUGCCACGUUUCUACUUAUCAUACAUUCAUGAUGAUUAUUAUUCAGCAUUAACACACGAUUAGUCAUACGGUUGUCCGUCCAAAGUAUCAAAAAACUAACGUCAUGCAGAAACUAUACCUCAGAAACAUUCAUUAGUAUAUUUAUUUGUAGAGUGUAUAUUAAUCAUUAUCAUCGUCACCAUGACAACUAUUUAUUCCACGUUUUAAGAAUUCCACUUUGAAGACAUCCAUCCACAUUUUCCUUACCCCUGCUACCAAAUGCUACGCACAACAAAACCCAUUCACAGUGAACCCUCAAUUACUCGGCAUCGAAUUAUCAUGCCGACUGACCUGAACAUAGAUACUAGUGUAGAGAAAGAGCUUUGGUGUGAUGAGGCUGGUUAAUGAGAAUUCAUAUAAAGCGAAACCCCUUCAGCCUGGACCCUCGAUAGUCCGGACAUCCUGUUAGCCCGGACGUCGAUAGUCCAUACAACCCGUCAGCGAGACCUUGAUAGUCAGGACACCCCGUUAGCAUGGACGUUGAUAGUCCGGACACCCUGUUAGUCGGACCUCGAUUGUCCGGUCACCCCGUUAGCCAGACCUCGAUAGUCCGGACACCCUGUUAGCCUGGACGUCGAUAGUCCAGACACCAUUUGAGCCUGGACGUCGAUGGUUCGAUCACACCGUUAGCCGGACAUCUAUAGUACGGACACCUCGACAGUCCAGAUACCUCGAUAAUAUGGGCGAAUACAUUUACGGAACGUUUAUAGAGUGUUAAAGAAGCAUUUCUGUGUUCUCUGAUUUGUUACUCUAGUUUGUUAGCCUAAACGAUUUCAUAUAUAGGCCCCAUCCGGCUUAAUGAGGUUUCAUUGGCAGUGAUUAUGGUCAAGACGAUUCGUUCUAGUCCGGUUCCGUAAUCCAUGAAAACUCCAAUGACUCAAGUCACUGAUGUAUGCAAAAGUCCCGUUCUAUGACAUCGUUUCAGAGGGGUAGAGGUGUCUUAUUUGUAUCAUGAAAUUGGUAGAUUUUCAAUGUCCAAUGUACGGCCUCUGUCGCAGGAAGAUCAUGAGAGAAUAAUUUCGUGGUACAUUGCAGAACCAUAUGUGUUUGGAACAGUUCAUACUUUUGGCGUAGGUAAUUGAGCGUGUAGGACUUGAUUUGCAGAAAGUGCAUUAUUGAGCAGUGGAAAGAAGCUUGUUCGUCACUAUUUACCCAUAUUUGAAAGUACCGUUAUGUUCUUACCGAUUCCUUAUUGACCUGUACAGAUCCAUAGAGUAUGACGCCAGCGUUCCUGUGAUACAUGUUUCGGUGGUUUUAGAACGGACUUUCUAAGCGUAUACCUGUCUCAAGGCGGAGGGACAAAGUUCUGUAAAUACUAAGUCUCAAUAAAAUAUAAAUCCUUA